This is a messenger RNA of Procambarus clarkii (red swamp crayfish), 1360 nucleotides long. RefSeq lists its product as uncharacterized. The record is from RefSeq and is a predicted model, not a curated record. NCBI's taxonomy places the organism in Eukaryota, Metazoa, Arthropoda, Malacostraca, Decapoda, Cambaridae.
CGGAGCGCGGCGGCGUCAGUUGCUGGACGACGACGGACGAGGACGGACGCCGCCGCUCCUCCUCCUUCACCUGCUGCUCCUACUCACCCUCCUCACACCUCACAAUGGGCGCCGGCAGCUCUUCCUCGUCGCUACGCACUAAUGUUUUGGAUGAGAUGCGCAGCAGUGGCAGGGUCUUAGAAGACUUCGAGAAGCAUGACUUUGAUUGUGCUUCCGUGGGAGGAAUGAAGACUGUUUAUAUGAUGUUUCACUCGGCACUCGAGGAGUUACAAACACAAUACACAGUCAAGGAUGAAGGACUGGUUGUCUGUUCUGAGGCGAGUGAGGUCAUUGAGAAAAAGAAAAAGGUUGAGAAACAGCAGGAAAAGGAAAGACCUGAACCAAAUGUGGACUCUGUAAUGAAUAAGCUGAAUAACGUUUGGGAGGAAGAAAUAUCACUAAUGGAGAAUGCUGCUGGGGUUUUCUUGUUGAAGCUGCUGUGUACUGUUCGCUUAACAUUGAACAACGUGUUGGACAAGAUAUCUUAGGUUGAAGAGUUUGUCAGGAAUAAAGGAAGAACUUUCCAAGAGAGUGAGUUAGGGAAGAAAAUGGACAAGCCCCUGUUAGCUAGGAGCAGGUUUAUGAAAUAUCAAAGUUUCUCAUCUAAGAUAUUUAUCAAAAGAAAGUCUAAUUUUAUCAAACAUCAAAGAAUGAGGAUUUAUUUUUCUCCAUGGAAAUAAUUACAAAACCACUUAAGUGCAAUAUUCAAAAUACUGUAUAUGGUUAUCAGGAAAGGAUUAAAUCAAAGAGAAUAAAUGGCUUGUUCUAAAUUAUCAAUAAAUGCAAAUAUUAAAUUGUUUGAUUUGUUUUGUAAACAAAAGUGGCAUUGCACGUAUCAAUCACAAACUUAUGUUCAUAGUGAAGUCUUGCGUUCAACCAUUUCUGAAAAAAAGUUUAUAUUUGUAAUAUUCAGUAAAACUUAUAAAUUAAUCAAGCAAAAUUCAUAUAAUAUGUAAUACUGUCUAUGAAUGAUUAUUUUUAAUGAACAAGUAUGCAGUUAAAUAUAUGUUGAUUAGUUCAGUUUUAAUUAUUUACAUAAAAAAAAUAUUUUGUAUUGUUUACAGAGAUAAUAAUAGUUUUAUAAUUUGAUACAUAAAAUUAAGUGCUGGUAUUUCUCACUCACUUGUGUAAUAAGACUAUAAGUAUCUCCAACUAUUUUGUAACCUUCAACACAUUAUUAUACACUUGCCAAAAUAUUUAUUAAUGCUUGUUAAAAAGAAUACUUGAAGUCACUUUUUAUUAUGUCUUCCAAGGAAAAUUUACUUACCUGAAAGGAUUUUUCACUAAUGUAAAAUAACACCUAGUAAAUGUAUAAUAAUAC